AUGUGGAACGAAGAGAGUGUCAAUCCAACAAAGAUCAUUCAUGGUAAUUUUACACGACCCAGCUCUCUUUUCGUGACAUCAAAUGGCGAUAUUUAUAUUGAUGAUGGAUUUAAGAAUGGUCGAGUGCAGAAAUGGAUAGCAGAAACAGAUACCUUUGUCACGGUGAUGAAUGUCAACUCAUCAUGUUAUGGUUUGUUUGUCGAUAACAAUGAUACUCUUUAUUGUUCAAUGUCUGAGCAUCAUCAAGUAGUGAAAAGACCGUUAAGUGAUUAUGCGAUGAAUUCAAAUCAUGUUGCUGCUGGAACAGGUAUUGGAGGACCGGCCUCGAAUCAACUAAAUAGUCCUCGUGGAAUCUUUGUCGAUGUGAAUUUGGAUUUCUAUGUAGCAGAUUGUCAAAAUAAUCGAGUUCAAUUAUUUCAGUUGGGAGUAUCAAAUGGCAUCACAGUAGCUGGAAGUAGAUCACUAUAUCCAACAAUUUCACUUAAUUGUCCAAGCGGAAUUAUACUAGAUGCUGAUAAGUACUUAUUCAUUGCAGAUCAAAAUAAUCAUCGCAUUGUUGGUUCAAGCUUGAGUGGUUUUCAGUGUUUAUUUGGAUGUUUUGGAAUGGGCCUGCAAUCCGACCAAUUGAAUAUUCCAUAUGGCUUGAGUUUUGAUCAUUCUGGAAAUAUGUUUGUUACUGAUGCAUCAAAUCAUCGAAUUCAAAAAUUUAAAUAUUUAAACAGAUAUUGUGUGAAGGUAAUCAAAAGUGGUUAUUACACUUUUCGUGGUAGCGGUAGCAUUGAUCCAUAUGGAUCUAUUUACAAAAACAAAUUUAACCCUCUUGAUCCAUGGGAAAAUUUGCUCAAUCAAGAGUAUGCUCAUGAUUCUGAUAUUCGGUUUAAACUUGAUAUUCAUCUUGAUGUUGACAUGAUUUAUGUAUUCGUUAUGACAACAUUUGGUUCAAAAGAAAGUGGAGAUUUUUGGAUUAAUGUGUUGGGUGAAAAUGAAGUUGUUCUCGAUCGUCUCAGUACUCCAGUAAAUAUUCAAUUAAAAUAUUCAUCAAAAUUAACUGAUGAUAGUCCAACAUAUUAUCGAGAUUGUCAAGUACCACAAUGUCAUUAUGAAACAUUACAAAUUCAUGUUAAUACAACGGGUUUGUAUGUUAUUUGGAGUGAAAAUGAUAUUAAUGCAUAUGGAUAUAUCUACAAAAAUGAUUUCAAUCCUUUAAAACCAUCUGAAAAUUUACUUUUAUCACAUGAUGGUAAAUGUAAUGAUGAACAAUUCAAAUUAAUCAUUGAUCUCGAGAUCAACACUCGAUAUAUAUUAGUUGUGACAACACACGAUCCUAAGACAAUUGGGAACUUCUCUGUUUUUAUCUCUGGACCAAACAAUGUCAGUCUUAGUCCUUUCAGUCCAGAACAAAGUAGUUGUGUGAUCGGUAAUCAAUGCAACUUUUACAUCAAAGGAAUUGGUUUAACACUCGAUGAUAUUUUACGUGAUGAACUUCAACCGAACAUAAUGUUGAAUAAUCAAUCAUUUUCGAUUCAGAUAAGUGCGGGUAUAACAAUAAUUAUGUUCAUCGCAGGAUUAAUCAAUAGUGUUCUCUCUUUUAUUACAUUUCAACAUAAAGAUUCUCAAAAAGUUGGCUGUGGAAUGUAUCUACUGACAUCAUCGAUUACUUCUCUUUUGACAAUUAGUAUGCUCAUAAUUAAAUUCUGGUUUGUUGUUCUUACUUAUAUCAAUGUGUCCACUAGUCUCUCUGUUCUUCGUGGAGGUUGUGCAUCUGUUGAACCGAUUCUAAAACUUUUUCUCUACUUGGAUGGUUGGCUUAAUGCUUGUGUAGCAGUUGAACGAGCAGUACUUAUUUUUAAAGGAGAAAACCUCGAAGCUGAACGAUUCUUUGAAGCUCUUGUUAAUAGUUCAGCUCGAAAGAUGUUUGAUUAA
This is a messenger RNA of Adineta steineri, 1923 nucleotides long. The record is from the annotation of a GenBank genome assembly. Lineage: Eukaryota; Metazoa; Rotifera; Eurotatoria; Adinetida; Adinetidae.